This is a messenger RNA of Balearica regulorum gibbericeps (East African grey crowned-crane), 1507 nucleotides long. NCBI's taxonomy places the organism in Eukaryota, Metazoa, Chordata, Aves, Gruiformes, Gruidae. The record is from RefSeq and is a predicted model, not a curated record.
AUGCCGGCAGCGAUGAAGGCUGCAAUGUCGCUGGUGAGAAGCCAAGGCGUUGUCUCGGCCACUGAGGUCCUCCUCGCGGCUGCCGUCUUCUGCCUGGUCCUCCUGCUCGUCCAGUCCCUCCGGCAGCACGUGCCCAAGGGGCUGAAGAGCCCCCCGGGACCCAGGGGCUACCCCAUCCUCGGCAAAGUGCUGGAGCUGAGGAAGGACACGCACCUGGCCCUCACCAGGAAAGCCGUGGGUAAGCAGGGAGAGGACUUCAUGGGGCGCCGGGACCUCUACAGCUUCCAAUACAUUUCAAAUGGGCAGAGCCUGGCCUUCAGCCCCGACUCGGGGGAGGUGUGGAAAGCCCGCAGAAAGCUGGCCCAGAACGCCCUGAAGACCUUCUCCAUCGCCCCCAGCCCCACCUCCUCUUCCACCUGCCUCCUGGAGGAGCACGUCUCCAAGGAGGCCAGCUACCUGGUCACCAAGUUCCUGCGGCUGAUGGAGGAGGGGAAGAGCUUUGACCUUAACCAGUACCUGGUGGUCUCUGUGGCCAACGUCAUCUGCGCCAUCUGCUUUGGCAAGCGUUACGACCACAACGACCAAGAGCUGCUCAACAUAGUGAACCUCAGCAAUGAAUUUGGGGAUGCGGCUGCUUCUGGCAACCCCGCUGACUUCAUCCCCGUGCUCCAGUACCUUCCCAGCCGCACCAUGCAGCUCUUUAAGGACAUCAACAGGCGGUUCAACUUCUUUGUGCAAAAAAUUGUCCAGGAGCAUUACACCAGCUUUGAUAAGGAGCACAUCCGGGACAUCAUGGACUCGCUGAUCGAGCACUGCCAGGACAAGAGUGUAGGGGAGGAUGCCCGUGUCCCGCUCUCCAACGACAAGAUCAUCAGCAUCGUCUAUGACCUCUUUGGGGCAGGCUUUGACACUGUAGCAACUGCCUUAUCCUGGAGCCUCAUGUACGUCGCCUUGUACCCCGACAUCCAGAAGAAGAUCCAGGAAGAACUAGACCGAACCAUCGGCCGGGAGAGGAGACCGAGGCUGUCGGACCGAGGCACGCUGGCCCAACCGGAAGCCUUUAUCCUGGAGAUGCUGCGGGUCUCCUCUUAACUUCUCUUCCCCUCCGCCCGUAUUUCUUUCAGUACGACAAAAGCGACGGCGUUGAACGGCUAUUACAUCCCCAAGGAUACCUGCGUCUUUAUCAACCAGUGGCAAGUCAACCACGACGAGAAGCUUUGGAAGGAUCCCUCAACCUUCAACCCCGAGCGGUUCCUCAACGCCGCGGGGACCGAAAUAAACAGGACGGAGAGCGAGAAAGUGAUGGUUUUCGGCUUGGGGAAGAGGCGCUGCAUCGGGGAGUCCAUCGGCCGGUGGGAGGUCUUCCUCUUCUUGACCACCAUGCUGCAGCAACUGGAGUUCAGCCUCCGCCCCGGCGAGGAGGUGGACAUCACUCCUCAGUACGGACUGACGAUGAAAUACAAGAAAUGCGAGCGCUUCCAGAUGAAGAAGCGUUUCCCCACGAAGA